This is a messenger RNA of Armigeres subalbatus, 1524 nucleotides long. It is a transcript of the gene colt, whose product is annotated as congested-like trachea protein. Gene Ontology annotation, biological process: mitochondrial transport; carnitine transmembrane transport. The coding region runs from base 346 to 1251 and encodes 301 amino acids. The transcript is spliced from 2 exons. Gene Ontology annotation, cellular component: mitochondrial envelope. Gene Ontology annotation, molecular function: O-acyl-L-carnitine transmembrane transporter activity. NCBI's taxonomy places the organism in Eukaryota, Metazoa, Arthropoda, Insecta, Diptera, Culicidae. The record is from RefSeq and is a predicted model, not a curated record.
AGAACGCCACAACAGUGAAAGGAAAAGCUGUUUUUUUGUUGUUUUCAGCUCGUGUGUGACCAUCUCAGGGAGACGAACUUCGCGAACUUCUGCUAGGCUCUGCUAGUUAUAUCGUUCGUGGUUCGUCAUUCAUUCAAUCAGUGCAGUGCCAGCGGUAGUGAAUAAUCUUAAAGGGAAGAUCGACUAGCAUUAAGGUAUCGAGUAGGACUUUGGACUUUGUUUUGUGAAUAACAAUAUUUUCGUGCGUAGUCACUUUUAAGUUCGGUGCAUAGCAGCUUUCGUUGGUGAUAUAAUAUCGUUUAUUGUCUAUACGUAAGACGUGAAUAAUUAAGAGCAACAGAGGAAAUGUCCGAAAAUGUUAGCCCAAUCAAGUACUUUCUCUCCGGAGGUUUUGGAGGGAUCUGUACGGUGUUGGCCGGGCACCCGCUCGAUACAAUAAAGGUACGAUUGCAGACGAUGCCGUUACCGGUCGCUGGCCAAGCUCCAUUGUACGCCGGGACCCUGGACUGUGCAAAGAAGACCAUCCGCCAUGAAGGUUUCCGUGGGUUAUACAAAGGAAUGUCCGCUCCGAUGGCCGGGGUGGCACCGAUCUUCGCCAUGAGUUUCUUUGGGUUCGGUGUAGGCAAGAGAUUGCAGCAGAAGACACCGGAUGAAGAGUUGAACAAUACACAACUGUUCGCAGCGGGGGCGUUCUCCGGAGUGUUCACUACGAUAGUGAUGGCUCCGGGCGAGCGUAUCAAGUGUCUGCUGCAGAUUCAACAAGGAGGCAAUGUGCCCCAGAAGUAUAACGGCAUGGUGGACUGCACGAAGCAGCUGUACGCAGAAGGAGGAAUUCGAAGUAUUUACAAGGGAUCGUUUGCAACACUGCUGCGAGACGUUCCAGCUUCUGGAAUGUACUUCCUCACUUAUGAAUACGUAAAGAAGACCUUUGCGCCGAAGGAAGGCGAAACGGAGGAGCCCGGAAAAGCAUUGCUGCGAACGAUUUUUGCUGGAGGAAUGGCAGGUAUUGCCAACUGGGCCAUCGGAAUGCCAGCUGAUGUGCUUAAGUCACGACUGCAGACGGCGCCCGAGGGAACCUACAAGAAUGGCAUCCGGGAUGUUUUUCGAGAGCUGAUGAAGAACGAAGGACCGCUGGCACUGUACAAGGGUGUUACGCCGGUGAUGUUGCGAGCUUUCCCAGCGAAUGCGGCUUGCUUCAUCGGGUUUGAGGUGUUUAUGAAGUUUUUGAAUUUUGUGGCGCCCAAUUUGUAGGGAGACGGAGUGUGCAGGGAUAUUCGUUUUUCGUUGUAUUUGAUUUACGUUAGGGUGGAAAUAUUAUUAUGUAUUUUUCAGAGAUGAAAAAGUAAGAAACAGAUCGUGGAUUUAGGUAAUGGUAAGAACCAACAAAUGCAAUCACAGCAACAUCAAAUGUAGCGCCAGGGAAGAGGGCCGUUUCUAAUGAUAAAGUUCGGUAGAUAUAUUACUGCCAGUGUUGACAUAUUUUUUAGUAAAUUGAGCCAAUAUAACAACUUUGUAUAAACAUUA